Messenger RNA from Mytilus californianus (California mussel), 830 nucleotides. Its product is annotated as carboxypeptidase N subunit 2-like. Gene Ontology annotation, molecular function: protein binding. The record is from RefSeq and is a predicted model, not a curated record. Lineage: Eukaryota; Metazoa; Mollusca; Bivalvia; Mytilida; Mytilidae. Gene Ontology annotation, cellular component: plasma membrane. The transcript is spliced from 3 exons. The coding region runs from base 1 to 765 and encodes 254 amino acids.
AUGUUUAAUAGUCUUGGAACGGCAAACAAGGUAUCUAUCAGUGGCGGUACACUUUCAACCAUUGAUGCUGGCACCUUCACAAGCUUGGACAUCUUACCAAUUUCGACAACAGCAAGUCCAAGAGGAGAAUUGAGCAUCAAGAACGUAGUACUAACGCCAGGAACAUUUCCCUCGACAUUCUUUGAUCCACUGACGAAUAUUAAAUUCAUUUACUUAGAGAAUCUAGGUCUGACAUCUGUUGAUGCAGCGUGGUUUAGUAGCAACACAGCUCUCGUGUAUCUGUCUCUGGCUAACAAUCAGAUCACAACACUUCCAAGCACUAUGUUUGAUACAACAUUGGCGUUAAUGUACAUCAAUUUACACGGUGCUCCAUUGGAUUGUACAGAUACCAGCACAGCUUGGUAUUAUGAUUACACUGUAGCCAAUAACAUCACUUUCGAAGGAGCAGCUGUCUGUUCAACUCCAGCUGCCGAGCAAUAUAAAAGUUUAGCAGUUUGGGCACAGGCGUUUGCAACCUCAACUGAUGAAUGCAACGGGGAAAUGGGAAUAGUAGUCGGCGGCUCUUGCAUUGGUUUAUUUCAGUUAAUCUGUUACUGUGUGACAUUUGUUUGUCUGAUAUUUGGUAUUGUUGCCCUUAUAUUGGUAAUAUAUUUACGUCGCAGUACACUGAGAGCAAAACAAGACAAUGGCAGUAAGGGAAACCAGAGGAAAGAGAAGAGAAAAGGGGGAAGACGGGAGAAAAGAGAUUCAAAUGCAUGGACUUAAAUAUAAAACUUGUGUGCAAUGACAACUGUAAAAUAUACAGACGGUUCAGAAUCUCCAUUAUGCAU